GCGUGGUUACGUCGGCGUCGUACUUGCAACUUCAGCACAUCGUUGAAACACACAUAAACAUAAACAAAAACGAAGACGUGCUGUUAGCCGGUCGCUAAAUCGAAGAGUACGACGGUGAUUCUUUUUUGUUUCGAAAAACUGACAGUAUCGGGCGCGUUACGUCAAAUGUUAUGCUUGUAACUGUUUAGUAACUUGAAAUGAACUCCAAUUUCGAAUGUGUAUUUAGAAACAGUGUUUAAAUAUUCUUCGAGGUGUGGUAUGGAAUGAGAUAAAGGACAAAACCAUCGUUGACGUUUUAAAAAUGUGUAGAAACUAGAAGUAGCGAUUGGUGGUGAUUUUGCUGCAACGUAAAAGGGCUGCUGUUCGAAAAUGGAUCUUGGUAUAUGAAUAUAUGAGUUUUCAAAAUCUGGCUUCCAAUUUAUUAAGGAGGACUUUACCUGGUUCAAAAUCACAUAUGACCGAUGUACUUGUCACCGAGACACCUAGCAGGAAAAGAAGAACCAGGGCCGCUAUGAUACGGCUUUUGGGGACGCGACUUUUCACCCGUCUUUUGUUACUCAUCUGUUCCCUAAGCCUGCUGAGUUUGCUUUUUCUUAGUCGGUGCAGUUUGAACGGCCUUGACACAACUUCAUCUUCUGCCGAAGAAACAGAAAUUCACGCCGCCUUUCUAUCUGGUUCGACGAUAAUUGGAAAUCAACAGCACCCUCCAGGGGGCGGCCAGGAUAGCACCAGUCAGACGCAGGAUAAUGGCUAUUCCCUACACCAGCUCCUACAACAAAGAGAGGAGGAGAACCGCCAGGAAGUGGAAAGGCUGACGGCGGAAAUUCGAGCGCUAAAACUUCAGCUUUUACAGUUUACCAAUGGUGGACCUAACAGUCUUCACGCCCCACGCCAGAACUCCUUCGGUUUCGGCGUGAACUCUUCCGUGCUCAACUCCAACCAGGUGAUAACCAACACCGAGUGCUCCAAUUUCAUCAGGAAGCAAGUAAUGCAAUCCGAGAUAUUCCACGGGACGCCCCUAAACAACGAAUACGAACUCAUCCCCUUCAAUCACUUCACUUACAGUCGAGUCUAUCCCAUAGACUUAGGUCUGGGCAAGCGAGUGGUUGAGAAACCGAUAGGAUACAAAAGGAAGGACCUUCUCGAGGCGCUGAUGAAAGCUUUGGAGACGCUGAAUAAGAACGUGACGGAGAAGAUAAGCAAAUACACCUUGGACGACUUCCUGGAAGGGUUGUACAGGAUUGAACCAACCACCGGUACACAGUACGAGCUUUACUUUAGGACUAAGUUGUUAAAUAAAAGUGACCAAUCGGGAUUUACUAAGGUGGUGGUGAUGCGACCUUUUGCUCCUCUUCAAACUAUUCAGAGCAAAAGCUUGGUAGGGCCCAAAGACAAGGAGUUGAUACACAUUAUUCUGCCGCUUUCUGGGCGCACUGCUACAUUCCAAGGCUUCAUGGACAAGUUUGUCAAGAUCGGUUUGAAGAAUGAUAGGAGGGUCCACCUUACCGUCGUGUACUUCGGAGAAGAAGGUCUUUCUGAGGCACGUUCCAUUAUGUCUCGCGUUCUAAUGACGAAGAACAGCGGGGGGAACGCCAACAACUUGAGACUGCUAGCCUUGAACGAGACAUUCUCCAGGGGUAAGGGCCUGAGGGUGGGAGCCGAGCGUGCUUGGGGCGCUGAGGGAGGCGACAAGAAGGACGUCCUUCUGUUUAUGUGUGAUGUGGACGUGGUGUUUAGUGCGCGGUUCCUAGACAGGUGCCGAUGGAAUACCAAGCCAGGGAAGAAGGUGUACUACCCCGUGGUGUUCAGCUUGUACAACCCCCACGUGGUGUAUACGCUGCAGGGGAGGGAGGUGCCUCCUGAGAAUGACCAGUUGGUCAUAUCGAGGGAUACGGGAUUCUGGAGGGACUUUGGAUAUGGAAUGACAUGCCAGUACCGGUCUGACUUCCUAAAGGUCCGGGGCUUUGACGAAGACAUAGUGGGCUGGGGAGGCGAAGACGUUAUGCUCUACAGGAAAUACGUCCGGAGCAGCAUGAAGGUCAUAAGAGCAACAGACCCAGGAAUAUUUCACAUAUGGCAUCCCAAGGUGUGCUCCGGCAAUCUCGGAGGGCAAAAACUGUCAGCCGACCAGUACAGGGCGUGCAUCAGGUCCAGGGCCCUGAACGAAGCUUCGCACGCCCAGCUGGGCUUCCUCGCUUUCAGAGACGACAUAGCCGCAAACAGUAGCCCCGCCAAGUACCCUUCGCAUAACCUGAAAUCGCUGAAAACUUCCCCGAAAAAGAACAAACUUCCCACCUAAGAUUAGUGAGUUUUAUUUUUAGAACCGUAUGAGUUUCAAGUAAUUGGACAAUCUGACACCGCUUGUGAAUACCGAAACUGUUAAUAAAGGUGCUAUGUAUUUGGGUUUCAAAAAGUGUACUGCUUGUUUUUGGAACAGACCAUGUUUUAGAGUGAAUUGGUAACUUCUCUACCUCCAUAAUAACAUUCUAUCGGAUAAGGAUGCCUCGAAAAUGUUUCUUUCCAAUAUUUUAAACAUUUC
Anoplophora glabripennis (Asian longhorned beetle) is the source of this 2539-nucleotide messenger RNA. RefSeq names its product chondroitin sulfate N-acetylgalactosaminyltransferase 2 (gene Csgalnact). Gene Ontology annotation, cellular component: Golgi cisterna membrane. Lineage: Eukaryota; Metazoa; Arthropoda; Insecta; Coleoptera; Cerambycidae. The transcript is spliced from 8 exons. Gene Ontology annotation, molecular function: glucuronosyl-N-acetylgalactosaminyl-proteoglycan 4-beta-N-acetylgalactosaminyltransferase activity. The record is from RefSeq and is a predicted model, not a curated record. Bases 392 to 2299 code for a protein of 635 amino acids.